Molecule: messenger RNA, 2240 nt
Organism: Aspergillus steynii IBT 23096
Lineage: Eukaryota; Fungi; Ascomycota; Eurotiomycetes; Eurotiales; Aspergillaceae
Exons: 3
Coding region: 23-2026 (667 amino acids)
Source: RefSeq, a predicted model, not a curated record
CUUCCCCAGAUACACACCCACCAUGGCUGACGAAGAGGAGCGCCUCAAGGCCGAGAAGCUCGCGGCUGCCAAAAAGAGGGUCGCCCAGCUGCAAAAACAAAAGAAGAAAGCCAACAAGAAGAGCACCAGCACCAGCGCCGACACCCCCAAAGAGGCCGAAUCAUCGCAAGACGCCGAACCGCCCAAACCCACACCCGAUGAAGAGUCCCCCGCCCCGGAAGAGAAACCGGACGAGGACACCGCCGCUGCCGCACCCGCCCAGGAUGAUGAUGCCGCCGCGCCUCAGCCCGAGUCCUCCUCGGAACCUCAAGCAGAGCCGGUGCCCGAGCGCACAGAAUCGCCCGUCGAACCCAUGCCCGAUGCUCCGACCUCGCCUGGGCCAGAGGCCGAACCGCAGAGUGCGACGCGGCUAGACGCCCCGCGCGCGACCCACGGCCGCCAGCCCUCGCUCUCGAUCCAGUCGAAGAUGCGGUCGUCGUCGUUCCGCAAGACGUCUGUGUCUCAGGGCAGUGUGUCUCCGUCUCCAUCGGCGACGAUCAAGUCGCCGUCGCUGCCGCCGUUGUCGGCGGACGGGGAUUCCGUGCAGGAGGUGUAUCGGAAACAGUCGACGCGGAUCGAGGAGCUGGAGAAGGAGAAUAAGCGGCUGGAGAAGGAGUUGGAGGACGGGACGAGUCGGUGGAGGAAGACGGAGGAUCAGCUGGAGGAUCUCCGUGAGUCGAGUGUUGAUGCGGCGGAGUUGAAGGAUAAGUUGGAGAAGGCGGAGCAGAAGGUGGGGGAGAUCGAUGAGUUGAAAGCUGAGAUCGCAUCGCUGCAACGACAGAACUCGCAUCUCCAAACGAGAACUCACCGCAACAAUUCCGGCGCUUCCCCUGGAACAACGGAAUCGCCGCCGGCGGAUCUGGUGCAGCAGUUAGAGUCGAAAUCCGCAACGAUCGAGGCGAUGGAGCUCGAAAUCUCCAACCUGAGGGCGCAGCUGACCGAGCAGACUGGUUCAAACACUGCGCAUGAAGAGCAGAUUGCGGCUCUGGAAGAGAAGCUAUCGCGCAGCGAAACCGCCCUCGAGAAGACGCAGAACGAGCUCACAGACACCAAGACCGCUCUCACGCGUGCCUCCGAGAAGGCCGUCAAGGAGGGCGUGGACAAGACGUCGACAGAAACCCUGAUCAAGAACCUCGAGCGAGAGAUCGAAGAACUGAAGAACGAAAAGACCGAAUCAGAGAAGAAGAUCGAAACGUUAGACAAGAAGCUCCAGGCCAUGGGCAACCUCCACAAAGAGUCCGAGGCCCGGCACUCCACUCGACUCCGCGAGAGCGAAAAAGCCGAGAAGGAAGCGACCGCGCUGCGCAAGAAACUGGCCAGCAUCGAGAACGAGAACCUCCGCCUGAAAGAAGAGCAGGUGAAGAAACGCGAAGUCGGCGGGGGCGGCGGCGCCGACGACGACGCCAUCGACGAGCUGGAGGACGAAGAGCGCUCGCGCCUCUCGCGGCGCAUCCGCGACCUCGAAGGCGAAGUCUUCGACCUGCGCCGCGGCGUCUGGCAAGACCGAAAGCAUGAACUCGCCGCCACCGGCGGCCAAGAUUCCGACUUCGCGCCCGACUCCGCCAACAACCACGCCGCCGCCGCCAACACCUUCGACGAUGUCGACCUCGUCGGCGGCAGUCCCGAGCACGCCCGUCGCCGCAGCCUGGCCCAGCAGCAGCACUCGUCCUUCUCGACCGUGCUCUCCAGCGGCAUCGCCGCGUUCACCGGCGGCAGCAACCGAGGCCGUGCGCCCUCGAAUCAGCAGCACCCUCCCGCCGCGCGAGGCAGUCUGGAACUCCUGUCCGAAGAGAACCUGGACGACGAGUUCGACGAGGCGGAGUUCGCGCGCGCGCAGGCCGAAGAGGAGGCGCGGAAGCGCGUCGAAUGGGUCCGCGAGAUCAAGACCAAGUUGAAGGACUGGCAGGGCUGGCGCUUGGAUUUGGUUGAUAGUCGCGCGGGGGCUGAGGGGGCCGGGGUCGGGAUGGGUGAGAUUUUUGAGAUAUAAGGAUUCGGAUGGUCAUGGUUUCAUGAUGAGUAACUUUUUAUUUGUUUAUUUGUUUUGAAUUUAGAAUAUUGAUGGGAGUCGAAUGGUCGGUCGGUCUGUGUGGGUUAAAGGGGGUUUCAAUCAAUAUACCUCGGGGUUAUAUCUCAUUUACGAACUACACUGAAUUUCUUUGCGGAGGACAGAUACCGUUGGUUUCGCUGUUUCUGGAAAGAUA